AGCUGGGUGGCGGCGGCGGCAAAGCGGCGGGGCGGGCCAGGCCGAGAAAAGGAUGCGCUGGUUCGGGGAGCGUUCCCCAGGCUGCUCGUGCCUGGGGCUGGGCGGGUGAGCGGGUCUCCCUACAGGCAGGAGGCGCUCCAGGAGCGCCUGCAGGCGCCGGUGGCCCAGCCCCGUCCGCGCCGGGAGAAGCAAAGCGAAGGGGGCGAAAUUGUCCGUGGCAGCAGCGGCGAGGGAAGGAGGGGGCGGGCUGAAGGGUGCUCCUGGACUGGGUCCCUCUUCUUGCCACCGCCGCUGCCGCCGCCGCCGCCUUCCAGCCGCAUCAUGGCCGCGAAGUCGGACGGGGGGCGGCUCAAGAUGAAGAAGGGCAGCGAGGUGGCGUUCACACCGCUGCAGAACUCAGAGCACUCGGGCUCGGUGCAGGCGCUGGCCUCGGGCUUGCCCUCGGCUGCGGCGGGGCCCGGCGGCGCGGAAGACGACGAGGCGCCUGGCGGAGGCUGCUGCAGCUCCGGCAGCGGGAGCCGAGGGGACAGUGGAGGCGGCUGCCGCCGCUGCUGUGCCAGCGGCGGCGGAGGAGCCAGGGCGGCGGGGGGCUCGCGGGGCUCGGGCGGGGGCUCGUCGUCGCUGUGCUUGCGGCUGGGCAGGGAGCAGCGGCGCUACUCGCUGUGGGACGGGCUGUGGAUCCUGGCCGCCGUGGCUGUGUACUUCGCGGACGUGGGCACGGACCUCUGGCUGGCGGUCGACUACUACCUGCGGGGCCAGCGCUGGUGGUUCGGGCUGACGCUCUUCUUCGUGCUGCUCGGCUCCCUCUCGGUGCAGGUCUUCAGCUUCCGUUGGUUCGUCCACGACUUCAGCACCGAUGACAGCGCCGCGGCGGCUCCCGCCUCCUCCUCGGCUGCCGGCGGCGGCGGGCACGCCGAGAGCAAACUGCUUGUGAGCAGCGGCUCGGCCGCGGGAGACAUGGACGCCGGGGCUCGGCCGGGCACGCCGCAGAGGCAGGCGUCCAAUGCCAGCAAGAGCAACGCGACCAACAGCAGCAACAGCAGCAGCACCAACGCGACCACCACCACCACCAGUGGAGGCGGCGGCCCUGGAGGCGUCGGCGUCAGGCCCCCCAAGAGCCGGUCCGCCUCCUGCGCCUUUUGCAUCUGGCUCAUGCAGUCCCUCAUCCACAUCUUACAGCUGGGACAGAUCUGGAGGUAUUUCCACACUAUAUACUUGGGCAUCCGAAGUCGACAGAGUGGAGAUAAUGACAGAUGGCGCUUUUAUUGGAAAAUGGUCUAUGAGUAUGCAGAUGUGAGUAUGCUGCAUUUGCUUGCUACGUUCCUGGAAAGUGCUCCACAGCUGGUCCUGCAGCUCUGCAUUGUUGUACAAACACGUACACUUCAGGCCCUUCAAGGUCUAACUGCUGCAGCAUCUCUUGUGUCUUUGGCAUGGGCUUUGGCUUCAUAUCAAAAAGCUCUCCGUGACUCCCGCGAUGACAAGAAGCCUAUCAGCUAUAUGGCUGUAAUAAUCCAGUUUUGCUGGCAUUUCUUCACAAUUGCAGCCAGGGUGAUUACUUUUGCUCUUUUUGCCUCUGUUUUCCAACUGUACUUUGGGAUCUUCAUAGUCCUCCACUGGUGUAUCAUGACCUUUUGGAUCGUCCAUUGUGAGACGGAAUUCUGCAUCACUAAGUGGGAAGAGAUUGUUUUCGACAUGGUUGUUGGGAUAAUUUAUAUCUUUAGUUGGUUCAACGUCAAGGAGGGAAGGACACGCUGUAGGCUUUUCAUUUACUAUUUUGUGAUCCUUUUGGAAAACACUGCCUUGAGUGCUCUUUGGUACCUGUACAAGGCUCCUCUGAUUUCUGAUGCAUUUGCCAUACCGGCACUAUGUGUGGUGUUUAGCAGCUUUUUAACCGGCAUUGUUUUUAUGCUGAUGUACUAUGCCUUCUUUCAUCCUAAUGGACCAAGAUUUGGGCAGUCACCAAGCUGUGCUUGUGAGGACUCAGUAGCUGCCUUUACUCUUCCUCCAGAAGUAGCAUCAAGUACUUUAAGGUCUAUUUCUAAUAAUCGGAGUGUCACAAGUGACCGGGAUCAGAAAUUUGCAGAGAGGGAUGGGUGUGUGCCUGUCUUUCAAGUGAGGCCUACUGCACCUUCUACCCCUUCAUCCCGGCCACCAAGGAUUGAAGAAUCUGUAAUCAAAAUUGAUCUGUUCAGAAACAGGUAUCCAGCAUGGGAGAGACAUGUCUUGGACAGGAGCCUAAGGAAGGCCAUUUUAGCUUUUGAAUGUUCUCCUGCUCCUCCGCGGCUACAAUAUAAAGAUGAUGCCCUUAUACAGGAGCGCUUGGAAUAUGAAACAACACUAUAAAUACAAUUUUUAAGGAGAAAAUGCAGCGGCUAUGAUACAGAUUCAAAUAAAAGGGUGACAAUAGGGCCGUGGCAAUAACUGCAUUCUACAACAGAGUGACAAAAUAUAGUAGUGUCCUUAGUCUGGCUACCAUCAUGAUUAUCAUUUGAUCCACUGUCCUGCAGCCUGUCUGCAAUACAUCUAUAAAACAGCAGCAUCCAAAAGCCUCAAAAACAAAAACAAAAAAAACCCAAAACAAAAAUCUCAACUGAGAAAUAGACCUAGUCCAUUCAUAACUUCCUAUUGCUUUCAAAGUGCACUGCACAGUACUUAAAAGUAAAAGAGGAAAGUUUGAAAGGUGGCAUCAACAUACCACAGUGCAUUUUUUAAUAUUUUAUUUUACAGAACUUCAGCAUUGAUGUUUACAUAGUCAUUUACAAAAUGAAGAAACAGUUUGAGAAAAUGUGUCAAAACCAGCUUAUUUUGUAAGAGGCAAUGUUACUGUUAUGUGAACUCUAGUUUCUAUAAAAGAAAUUAUAAAAUUAUAGUCCUCUAGUCUUUAAUAGGUAAAUCAUAAAUCCUUUGCAAAAGAAUUAUCAUUGAAAAAGACAUUAAUAAUUUUUAUCCAAAACCUAGAACAAAAUUAAAUUCUAAUUCAGCAAAUUACAGGUGUUGUAAUCAUAGGGGCUGUUUGUUUAUUUAUUACAAACAUUAUUGUUAUACACAUAACUUCAAAGUUUGGGGUUUUGUUUACAGAAAUCUUACAGAUAAUCCCACCAAUUCCAUCAAGAAUCUGGAGCUCUAGUACUUAGCAAAGUACAUUAAAUGAUAAUCAUGAUUAAGUUUUCAAAUGCAAAGAGAAAGGGAGGGAGGGAGAGAAAGCAACAAGAAGAAGGUGUAGAUUCAAUAUUCUAAACCAUUUGAGGACCAUGUAUAGAAUGACAUCAAAAUAUGAAUAGUCUUUUGACCUAAAUCUUUUUCAAGACCCCCAGGAUGCAUGGCUCUGUGUGUGAAUGUAUGUAGAAGGUGUGAUAAUAUACCACAACAUAUCAUGCCCUUCUAGUGCCAAACAUUGUGUAACUACAAAAUUGAUAUUGUUGUCUGAGGGACAGAAAAUGGGUGAGCACAAGUCUGAAAGAAGCAAGAAGCUGGGAAGAACAAUCAUACUUUCCACAUUUGCAGAUAAUGCUGUUUGCUCCUGCUGAAGGUGAAAAUCAGCCAUUUGUCUGUAAGUAUACAUAUACAAUAAACCAAGCUGUGUGCAAGAUUUUUUUUGUGAACUGGCCAAGACCUGUUUCUAUAUCUAUCAAAUGUUAUUUGUACAAGAGUGCUAUUGCUUGCAAACAUCAUCUGGGUAUGAAAUACCUCCCUUUUAUCUCUCUUUAUGUUCAAAGUAUCCCUUGAUGGUGCUUUCAGUUGCAUUAAAGGUGCAAGUCAAAA
Hemicordylus capensis (graceful crag lizard) is the source of this 3762-nucleotide messenger RNA. It is a transcript of the gene XKR4, whose product is annotated as XK related 4. The transcript is spliced from 3 exons. Gene Ontology annotation, biological process: engulfment of apoptotic cell; apoptotic process involved in development; phosphatidylserine exposure on apoptotic cell surface. Bases 322 to 2343 code for a protein of 673 amino acids. Gene Ontology annotation, cellular component: plasma membrane. The record is from RefSeq and is a predicted model, not a curated record. NCBI's taxonomy places the organism in Eukaryota, Metazoa, Chordata, Lepidosauria, Squamata, Cordylidae.